GCCUUCAGCCCCCUCCUCACUUGCACAGACAGACACCACUACCACACGGCUGUGCUUCGUGAUCAUCUUCCCAACCGUGUGCCUCAGAGCUCACCACAAUUCUAGCUCCUACUUUGCAGCUAUCGUCUACUGAUCAGUCAUCGUCAUGGGAAACUGCCUGGUGAUUCAGGACAGGAAGGAGAUCAAGAUCAUGAGCGUCGACGGCGGCGAGGUCCUCAAGAUGCCGUCCCCCGGCAGCUUGAAGGUCCAGGACGAAGCCCUCACCGAGCCGGGCGUGCUCCCGGUGAAGGCGCCGGCGGCUGGCGUCGACCCUGCAGGCGCCGUCAGGGUGAAGCUGGUGAUCAGCAAGCAUGAGCUGAAGAAGAUGCUCGACAAGGAGGGCAUGUCGCUGGACGACAUGGUGUCCCUCAUGCGCAAAGAGGCGAUCGACCGUGAGCAGCAGGAGGAGUGCUGCGGAGGGUGGCGGCCUGCGCUGGAGAGCAUACCAGAGGGCAGGGAUCUAUAGUAGCCUGGGGAUUGUUCAGACAUCAAAAGUUGCAGAAAAGAAAAGUUGCAAGGUCAUCGAUCCUGCUUACAAGUUACAGGGUACUUUUUGGAAUAAGCAUAAGAAAAAACAUAUGGUAGAUAGCAUAUAUAUAUAUAUAUAUACAUGUAAAUAUAUAGAGAUAUUAUAGAUAUGGUAGGAGUUUUGAGAUAGGGAUUCUCUUCAUCUUUUCUUGCUGCUCACAUGCGUGCAAGCAUGCUUGUAAAGAAGAGGUAAAGAUGAUCCUGGAAAUCAAGCAAGUUGUCACUGUGUCCUCGUAGUCAUCACUCAUCAGCUAGCAAAGCUAUGUGUUGAGCUUUGUUGAUUGUCAGCUUCCUAUCCAUAAGCCUGUUAUAGAUCUAUUAAUUACUUUUUACA
Panicum hallii is the source of this 901-nucleotide messenger RNA. RefSeq lists its product as uncharacterized. The coding region runs from base 146 to 505 and encodes 119 amino acids. Lineage: Eukaryota; Viridiplantae; Streptophyta; Magnoliopsida; Poales; Poaceae. The transcript has a single exon. The record is from RefSeq and is a predicted model, not a curated record.